AUGCCAGGCAAUGGACUGAAGGAUGGCGGCGGGAAUCUUUCGGAGCGCAGCAACAUCGACGAAGAGUCGCUCAAGGGUCAGGACGUGCUGUCCCUGCAUGACCUGGACCCGGCUCUCAAUCGAAAGAUGCACUUGGUGAACAACGCUAUUGACGAGCUCGGUUGGACUCCCUAUCACACCAAGCUGUUCUUCCUCAACGGCUUUGGGUACGCCGUUGACUCCCUCAUCCUUCUGCUGCAGUCCGUCAUCGCCGGCCCCGCCUUCCGCGAGUUCGGUCAGAUCGGCUAUGACAAGGCCUUGACCAUUGCAGUGUACACGGGCAUGCUCACGGGCGCCUUGUUCUGGGGUCUCGGAGCCGACAUCAUCGGCCGCCGCUACGCCUUCAACAUCUCGCUGUUCAUCUGCUCCAUCUCGGGCAUCCUCGCUGGCGCCAUGCCGAACUGGGCUUCACUGGGAACCUUUAUCGCACUGAUCGGCUUUGGCGGGGGCGGGAACCUGGUUCUGGACACGACUGUCUUCCUCGAGUUCGUUCCCGGCGACAAGCAGUGGAUGGUGACGUUGAUGGCUGCGUGGUGGGGGUUUGGCCAGGCCAUCACCGGCUUCAUCGCCUGGGGGUUUUUGGUGCCUGAAGAAUGGAACUGUCCGUCAGUCGACGGCUGCACCAGGGAGAACAACAUGGGCUGGAGGUACGUCAUGUUCACGAGUGGCGCACUCGUCUUCGUCAUGUCCAUCCUCCGCUUGACAGUCAUCCGCCUCCAAGAGACGCCAAAAUACCUCCUCGGCAUGGGCGACGACGACAAGGUGGUCGAGACCUUCAAGCUGCUAGCUACCAAGUACAACCGUCCAUGCACCCUGACCGUUGAAAAGCUCCAGGAAUGCGGCGUCGUGACAACAGCCCACAGCCAGAACCGCUUCUCGCUCGCCGAGACGCUCAUCCACUUGCGCGGACUCUUCUCUACUCCCAAAAUCGCCAUCUCCACGCUCAUGAUCUGGAUCUCCUGGGCUAUGGUCGGGCUCGCCUACCCGCUCUUCUACGUCUUCCUGCCGACCUACCUGGCCUCGCGGGGCGCCAACCUCGACGUGUCGACCUUCGACUCGUGGCGCAACUACGCGCUGACCAACAUCAGCGCCAUCUUCGGCCCCGUGCUCGCCGGCUGGAUGUGCAACGUGCCGCUGCUCGGCCGGCGCUACACGAUGCUGAUCGGCGCGCUCAUGACGGCCGUCUUCUUCUUCGCCUACACCACGGUGCGCACCGCCGCGCAAAACGUCGGCUUCUCGUGUGCCAUCGGCUUUAGCCUCAACGUCUACUACGGCACGCUGUACGCCUACACGCCCGAGGUUCUCCCCAGCGCGCACCGCGCCACGGGCAACGGCGUGGCCGUCGCGUGCAAUCGCAUUAUGGGCAUCUUAUCGGCCGUCAUUGCCACGGUGGCCGACACGGCGACCACAGCCCCCAUCUACAUCUGUGGCGCGCUCUUGGUCGCCAUGGGGCUGGUGGCGGCUGCCUUUCCGUUUGAGCCAUAUGGGAGGAGGAGUUCUUAG
Parathielavia appendiculata is the source of this 1542-nucleotide messenger RNA. Its product is annotated as MFS general substrate transporter. The transcript has 2 exons. The record is from RefSeq and is a predicted model, not a curated record. Lineage: Eukaryota; Fungi; Ascomycota; Sordariomycetes; Sordariales; Chaetomiaceae. Gene Ontology annotation, biological process: transmembrane transport. Gene Ontology annotation, cellular component: membrane. Gene Ontology annotation, molecular function: transmembrane transporter activity. Bases 1 to 1542 code for a protein of 513 amino acids.